GCGGCGGCGGCCAUUGGGGAUAACUGGCCCCCGGGGCGCGGCCGGUAACCAUGGAGAUUUCUCCGGCCCAGGUCUUGGCGUCCCUGCCGCAGCCCGAUGCGGCCCACGAGAAGGCCAGAUGGUGCUGGGCCGAGCGUCGCGGCGCCAAGUCUCCGCUGGCGGCGGGGGCGGGGGCGGUGAUGGUGGGGACGGCAGGCGAGCGGGAGGUGCAGGUCAGCGCCACGGCCGAAGUGUCGGCGCUGCCCGACCGUGCCCGGGUUUGCGUGCUGGUCGGCAGCAGGAAGGAGGCGGCCGUGCAGGCCAAGGGCAGCGUGAUCCGGCGGCUCGACUACAUCGUGCAGAGUGUGAGGGGCCACGGUGUCCAGGAGGAGAAUAUUACAGUGACAAAGGAUUUUCGCCGAAUUGAAAAUGGCUAUCAGAUGGAAGCAGAGAUCUCUGUUAUAUUCAGUGAUUUUGCCAAGAUGGAAGAUUUGUGCAACCUGUUGGUAGAAAAAUUAGACAGUUCAGUCAUUAUUGGUUCACCUCAAUACUUCCACACAAGCGAAGCUGUGGAAAACAUAAGACGGCAGGCAUGUCUUCGAGCUGUUGCAAAUUCCCGACGUAAAGCUUUUGACGUGUGCCGCUUGCUUGGACAAUCGCUGGGCAGACCUUUGAUCAUCCGGGAAGAAGAAACCAACGAGACAGAAGGUGUUGCUUCUGAACAAGGAACACCUGACGACGCAAGGCCAUUGACUAUUCAACAGCAGAUUAGCAAUGCCUCCGUGACAGUUUAUUCUAAGGUGUUUGUGACUUUUGAGCUCAAAUCAAAAGAUAUUUGCAAAAAGAAUAGUUAAAUUGUGCUUUUAAGAUAGCAAUUACAUUUUUAAAGUUUCUAAUAGAUUUGAAAUGGCAAUUCUGUUUUGUCAUAUGGAGAUUUUUUCAUGGUAUAAAUCUUGUAUUAUAUAGUCCUCAAUGCAAGUAAAAUAGUUGCAUAGGACUCUUGCAUGACACAUGACUCAGUGUGGAACUGAUGGCAAUUAUGGCAAUCAACAUGAAAGAUGAUGAGGUACAAAAAAAUUGGCAUAUUUAGUUGUAUAGAAUCCAUUAGACACAAUUAUUUUUUAGAUUAGAUUAGAUUAGAUUCCUUUAUUGUCCUUUUGCAGUUUGUGAAACCUGGAGUAUAUGUAGCACUGUCCCAAUAAUGUUAUUUUUAUACUUCCAACAUUAGUACUAUCCAUGUCAGUAUUAUCAAUUCUCGUUUAGCCAUUUCAGUUCUGCACCACUUGACCCCAGAAACUUUAUUGCUAGCCAUUCAUAGACUGGAGACGUAAAAAAAAAACUAUGGGUGACUGCAAAUCUUUUCACCCUGUGUGCAUCCUUGCGGUUGUGGCAGAGUUGUUGUCACCAAUGCAUAUCAGUGACUGACCCCUAAUUCACUUGGGACUGAUUGUUAGGUGCAUGUUAGACAUUGACUUGCCGUCAAGUUUGGGUGAUCUGCCCCUACAAAGUAAGGUGUGCAAUAACACUAGGGUUUUCAGAGUAUUGUCUGGGAAGGGCCCCAUCACGGCAGGCUACAUCUUUUCGCAAAAAUUGGUUAAUUCCUCUCACCUGCUGGUUUUGCCUCCAUUAUAUUAGGAAUCUGCUGGAGUAAAGUUU
Molecule: messenger RNA, 1635 nt
Organism: Leucoraja erinaceus (little skate)
Lineage: Eukaryota; Metazoa; Chordata; Chondrichthyes; Rajiformes; Rajidae
Gene: irak1bp1
Product: interleukin-1 receptor-associated kinase 1 binding protein 1
Exons: 4
Coding region: 51-833 (260 amino acids)
Biological process (GO): canonical NF-kappaB signal transduction; immune response
Source: RefSeq, a predicted model, not a curated record